AUGUCGAAGAUGUUUACGCCCCUUGAUUUGGGACGCUGUAGGCUCCAGCAUCGGGUCGCAAUGGCGCCGUUGACGAGAUGUCGUGCCCUAGAAGACCGAAUACCGGGGCCCCUGAUGAAAGAGUAUUAUUCACAGAGGGCUUCUGUGACGGGAACUUUCCUCAUCACCGAAGCUACAGGGAUCUCCCCCAAAUCCCCUGCUUUGGCGCAUACUCCCGGAAUAUAUUCGGACGAGCAGAUCGCAGGCUGGCGCGAAAUCACCACCGCCGUACACGAAAAGGGCUCGUACAUCUAUCUCCAGCUGUGGCACGUUGGUCGUGCUGCCAGGCCGGGCACCGUGGUGGCUGGAGUCGAGGUGGUGUCUGCGAGUUCUGUACCAGAGACAGAAGAGUCACCUGUACCACGAGCUUUGACGGAAGAAGAGAUUCUCGAGCUGAUUCAAACGUACAAACGAGCAGCCAUCAAUGCCAUGAAGGCCGGGUUCGACGGCGUUGAGAUCCACGGGGCGAAUGGAUACCUCAUCGACCAAUUUACCCAAGACAUCACCAAUCAACGGGACGACGCCUGGGGUGGGAGCAUUGAGCGACGCGCCCGUUUCGGUCUUGCAAUCGCAAAGGCCGUCGUCGAUGCGGUCGGAGCCGAUCGAGUGGGCUACCGUAUCAGCCCGUUCAGCCGACAUCACAGCAUGGGCAUGGCCAAUCCUCUUCCACAAUUCACGUACCUGGUCGGAGAAUUGAAGAAGUUGCGCUUGGCUUAUCUCCACAUUAUUGAACCUCGUGUCAGCGGGAACUCAGAUAUGCCAUCCCUCGGAUCCGUCGAAGGCUUGGUAUUGGCAUGGGAGAAUGUCAGCCCAGUGCUUCUUGCCGGCGGGUACACGCCGCUGGAAGCUCGACAGACGACCGACUCAAGGUACAGGGACCGGGAUGUUGUUAUUGUCUUUGGGCGGUGGUUCAUUGCAAACCCAGACCUGCCGUUCAGGAUCAAGGAGAAUGUCGCUCUCAACAGGUACAUCCGCGAUCUUUUCUACACAGUCGAAAGUCCCAGCGGAUAUACAGAUUACCCUUUUAGCGACGAGUUUGACCAAUCUUUCAAGAUCUAG
Fonsecaea multimorphosa CBS 102226 is the source of this 1098-nucleotide messenger RNA. RefSeq lists its product as uncharacterized. The record is from RefSeq and is a predicted model, not a curated record. The transcript has a single exon. Gene Ontology annotation, molecular function: NADPH dehydrogenase activity; FMN binding. Lineage: Eukaryota; Fungi; Ascomycota; Eurotiomycetes; Chaetothyriales; Herpotrichiellaceae. The coding region runs from base 1 to 1098 and encodes 365 amino acids.